Messenger RNA from Spinacia oleracea (spinach), 3042 nucleotides. RefSeq lists its product as uncharacterized. The coding region runs from base 1 to 3042 and encodes 1013 amino acids. NCBI's taxonomy places the organism in Eukaryota, Viridiplantae, Streptophyta, Magnoliopsida, Caryophyllales, Amaranthaceae. The transcript has 12 exons. The record is from RefSeq and is a predicted model, not a curated record. Gene Ontology annotation, biological process: DNA integration. Gene Ontology annotation, molecular function: nucleic acid binding.
AUGGCGAUUGAAAACAAUGAAAGUGAAAGUUCACAAGCAAAUUCUAGAGGUAAUAGAAAUAACUUUGAUCCUUAUUUCAUAGCUAAUUCAGAUAAUCCAACAUCUACUUUAGUUGUUGUUCCUUUUACUGGUGUGAAUUUUGUUCGCUGGAGUAGAAAUGUUAAGCGAGCACUAAUUGCUGAGAACAAAGAAGUUUUCAUCAAUGGUGAGUUGACAAAACCUGCUAUUAAUCACAAGGAUUAUUUGAAAUGGAAACCAGCUGAUUUUAUGGUUUUAAAGAAGGAAAUUGAGAAUCUCACUCAAGAAAACAUGACUAUAGUCUCAUCUUAUAGUAAGCUGAAGAAAUUAUGGGACGAAAUGCAAACCUUAAGAGCUUUUCCUACUUGUACAUGUGGUGCAAUGAUUACAUGUAGUUGCCAAUUCUUGAAGAAAAUGGCUGAGUUCGAAGAAGAAGAUAAAAUGAUGAAGUUCUUACUUGGAUUGAAUGGAGGUUUUGACAGUAUUGUCACUAAUAUAUUGGCCCUGGAUCCUAUGCCUAACUUGAAUAGAGUAUUUUUAAUUACUCAGCAAAUUAAAAAACAGCAAGAAGUAAGUAAUGUUGAUGUUGAAUGCAAUGCUAUGAGCAGUAGUGCUAUGGCUGCACAAGCUUACAGAGGUGGCCAGGUUCAGAAAUACGCUGGCAGUCAUGGAAAGAAGGAUUGGAAAGAACUGAAGAAGGAAAAAUUGAAUAGAAUUUGCACUCACUGCAAAGGGAAAGGGCCUACUGCUGAACAGUGCUUCAAGAUCAUAGGUUAUCCUGAUUGGUAUAAUACUAUCAAGGCUUCUAAAGGAAGUAACUCAAGUGGUGGCAGAUUUGCUGCUCAUGUGAACUCUACUUCUGAUGUUGGUGAUGAUCCUCUGGAUAACUCAGUUGGUGAUACUGGAAUGGUGAAUAGUGCAAUGCUCAAUGCUAUCUGCCAGGAAGUCAUGAAGGUGAUGAAAGGGAAACAAUCUCAUAAUGGUGACACAAAUGGAGCUACUUGUUCUUAUGCAAACUAUGCAGGUACAAUUUCUCAUUCUUUCAAUUGUGCUACAAAUAAACAAAGUGAUGACCAUAUGUGGAUUGUUGAUUCUGGUGCAUGUGAUCAUAUGACAUAUGAUGAGAGCAUAUUGACUAACAUAAGAAUGACUGUUGAAAAGAUGGGUGAUACUGUAUUGACUGAUAGCCUAAUCCUGAAUGAUGUGUUGCUGGACCCCUCUAGUUCCAAGCUGAUUGGUGCUGGAAAAAGGACAAAUGGCCUCUACUACUUUGUCAGAAUUCCAGGUAAUAUUGAUAUCAGUCAAGGUAUUUCUUCUCAGCUGCCAAGUUGUAAUACAGUUGAUAGUGUGAUUGAUGUACAUAUGAUCAGAGUACCAAAUAAGCCUGCUACUAGUGUUUCUCAACCCAAGGGUGAUUCUAGAAACAAAUUGGAUUUGUUACAUGCUAGACUAGGACAUCCUUCUUUGUCCAAAAUGAAAUUUGUGGAUGAUGAAUAUUGCAAAGGGAUUACUAAAUACAAUUGUGGUAUAUGCUAUAGUUCAAAACAUCAUAAAUUUCCUUUUCAUGUGAGUGAUAGUAGAGCUGCUGCAUGUUUCGAUUUAAUUCACAUGCAUAUUUGGGGUUCAUAUAGAGUAAGAAACUUGGAUGGUGCUUCAUAUUUUUUAACAAUAGUUGACGAUCAUAGCAGAAUCACAUGGACUUAUUUGAUCCACAACAAGUUACAGGUUCAUAAGGUUGUGUCUGAAUUUAUCUCCAUGGUUGAAACACAAUUUAACAAAAGGGUUAAGAAAAUCAGGUCUAAUAAUGGGACUGAAAUAGUCAAAGAGUCUUGCAGAUCUAUGUUUGCUAGUAAGGGAAUCCUACAUGAAAAUAGGGUUCCUUAUGUUCCUCAACAGAAUGGCAUAGUUGAGAGAAAACAUAGAAGUUUACUUGAAAUUUCCAGAGCACUAAGAUUUGAUGCAGGUCUUCCAAAGAAAUUCUGGGGAGAGUGUAUUCUCACCGCUACUCAUUUUAUUAACAAAAUUCCAUCCAAGAGAGACAAAUUUGAUUCUAGAACUAAAAUAUGCUUGUUCAUUGGUUAUCCUGCUGGUUACAAAUAUUUUAAGCUAUAUGACCUUGAUACUCACAAGGUGUUUCUUUCUAAGGAUGUGAUUUUCUUUGAGACAAUAUUCCCUUACAAGUUAUCACCUGAGUCAGUUACUUCUAUUGCAUCUACUCCUCAGUUGGUUGAGUUCAGUACUGAUGACUCUCAAUCUCCUAUUCAUACUAUUCAUGAUUCUCUUUUUCCGGCGGUUACUAGGGCAGAUUACAGGCAUAUUUCGAGGGAAUUUUUCAGGCUGUGUUGCAGUUUCCGGCGGUUACUAGGGCAGAUUACAGGCAUAUUUCGAGGGAAUUUUUCAGGCUGUGUUGGUGGUUUUCUCAGGCGGUGUUCAGGCAUCUCUUCCGGCGGUUCUUGGGUCACGUUUGUUACGAAAUUAGGACCGAUUUUCAGGCGGCAUUCUUAUGCUAAUUUGGGACCAGUUUCCGGCAGGUUGUGUGAGUUUGUUUGUCCCGCGAAUCGUGAGUUCGUUUUGGUGAUUGAUCAGGCUGGUUUUCUUCGGUUGGUGUUUCGUGAGUUCAGUUUGGUAUUUCAGUUUGGUGAUUCUUUGUUAUUGUGGGUUGUUUUGGAGCGUUGUGUGAGGUUCAGUUUGGUGGUUUGUGGGUGUGCAAGUUCAGCUUUGGUAGUUCAGCUGUGGUGGUUCUGUUUUGGUGGUUUGUGGGUGUGCAAGUUCAACUUCGUCGGUGUUGGUGUUGGGUGUGGCCGUCAGCUUUGGCGUCGUCGUCAGGAAGAGAGUAUCACAGCUGCUAUUCGUUCUUGGGGUGUGCCUGGUGGUUCUGAGCAGCUUGUUAUGGACACAUUGGCUAGCGUAGUUCUUUCGUCCUCAGGUCUUGCCCCUUACAAUGAUGCUACUCUUGCUGAUUUGCAGGCAAAGCACCCUUCAGUUCCGGAACCUACCUUACCGGAUAUCCCAGGACUCUUUUGA